Molecule: messenger RNA, 1276 nt
Organism: Corylus avellana
Lineage: Eukaryota; Viridiplantae; Streptophyta; Magnoliopsida; Fagales; Betulaceae
Product: Nucleic acid-binding, OB-fold-like protein
Biological process (GO): translational initiation
Cellular component (GO): nucleus
Molecular function (GO): translation initiation factor activity; RNA binding
Source: RefSeq, a predicted model, not a curated record
AAAAAGCUAGGGCAAUUUUAGCCGUGGAUCUGAAUCCAAAGGGGUAAGCCAUAAAACCUAAACGUGAGUUUUAAUGCGUUUAGAGUUUCUCCAUCUCUCGGUCGCUCCGUAACUCCCCACGCACGCUGCAAAUUCUUAAGUUUAUAGAGUGCCCAUUGGAGAAAGAAAACGAUGGAGCCACAGAAGCACCUGAUCAAACCUCAACCGCCGCCGUGCCGGUAGCCGUUGAACCAGCUCCGAAGACGUGGAAUCUCUCGUCAAGAAAACCGGCGCCAAAGCUUCCCAUUGCUGACAGUGACAAACUGAGAGUAUAAGAGAAUCUGAGUAAGAGCGACAGCGAGAUUUGGCAAUAAAAAAGAGAGGAAGAAGAAGAACUUAAUAUCUACUUAUCCAAUUCAAUCCAAAUCCUACUUUAGCAAAACAUCAAGGGCCUUCCAAAGGAUUGGCGUGCUAGGUGUUUCCUCUAAGCUUGAUUUUGAAGUGGCUGUGUUUGGUGAAUGGUGUUGGAAGUGUUUAGUUGUAAGAGUAAGAAAGGGGACAUGAAAGGAGGAAGGAAGAAUCUGAAGAGGGCAGCAAAGGAAGACAGCUUGAAUCUGCGGGACGGGCAGGGCAUUAUGCAAGUGCUCUCUCUUCGAGGUUCUAAUCUCAUUGAGGUAAUGGAUGCAAAAGGGGAGAAAUCACUGGCAUUGUUUCCGGCUAAGUUUCAAAAGAGCAUGUGGAUUAAACGAGGUAGUUUUGUUGUGGUUGACAUAAGUGGAAUGGAAAAGGCUCUUGAAUCAGGCAGCAAGGUUUCAUGCAUUGUUUCCCAAGUUCUCUUUUAUGAACAAGUUCGUGCGAUUCAGAAAUCUCCAGAAUGGCCAGAAAUAUUCAAAUCUACAAAUGUGGAUGGUUCCAAUGGGAGUUUGCAUGGGCAGACUUCCCAACAAGAAGAGAAUGUGCUUGAAUCUAGUGAUGAUGAGGGACUUCCCCCAAUUGAAGCCAAUACCAAUAGAAUCAGACCCAAAGAAUUUCAACCAGAUGCAGAAUCAGAUUCCAGUUCAGAUAUAGAUUCUUAAGUUAUUCUGUAUGGACCCCUCUCAGCUUCAUUGUAACAAUUGCAGCCACAGCCAACUUGACUAAUCUGUGGCUGGGAAAGAGUUGUCUUAACAACUGAAAUUGUUGUCCAAUUUGCUCGAUGGGAUUUUUAUUGUACAAUAACGUUCACAAAUCUUGAGAGUGAAAACUCACCCACCAAUAGGAUUUUGAGAAAUGCGAGAAAUCAUAUUUUUAUUUGAUA